Messenger RNA from Larimichthys crocea (large yellow croaker), 4907 nucleotides. RefSeq names its product neurotrypsin. Gene Ontology annotation, molecular function: serine-type endopeptidase activity. Gene Ontology annotation, cellular component: membrane. The coding region runs from base 217 to 2715 and encodes 832 amino acids. NCBI's taxonomy places the organism in Eukaryota, Metazoa, Chordata, Actinopteri, Sciaenidae. The transcript is spliced from 14 exons. Gene Ontology annotation, biological process: proteolysis. The record is from RefSeq and is a predicted model, not a curated record.
UGUCGGCAUGCUCUCUCCUCACCAACAGCGCGUCAUUUUUAGCUCGGGGCCGGGUUGGGUGUCUGUGGAUGUCGGCUUGAGUUCAGCACGGUGUUAUCGCCCUGCUCGGCUUGGCUCGGCACGGCUCGGAGAGGACACAUUAUCAGACAGAAGGUGGGGUGAGGAGCGGCUGAAGGUGUGCGUGGAAGGUGCGGAGGAGAUGGUUCCUUCAGCAGGAUGGAUCGGAGGAAAGUCGUGCCCGGGUUCGUUCCCUACUGUCUCUUACUGGUCCUGUGUGUCUCUGCAGAGGUCAAUGAAGAUGGAUACUUGAAUAUUGUGCAGAGUGCAGCUCCGCUCUCCUGUUCAGAGGGCUUCACAGAACUGGGCUAUUAUAAUGGCUCAGUUUCCCACACGGACUCAGGCUCCCCCUGCCUGAAGUGGACACACUUUCCAGACUACAUGCAGCAGUACCCAGGCCAAGGUCUGGGGGACCACAGCUUCUGCCGAAACCCAGACCGAGAGGCCAACCCCUGGUGCUUCUUCAGGCAGAGCUCUGGUGCCAUCGGUUGGGCAUACUGCGACUGCCAUCAGGGUGCAGCCAGAUUGGUGGGGGGGUCAUCUGCCAACAAUGGGCGCCUGGAGGUCUACCUAAAUGGCCAAUGGGGGGCAGUAUGUGACACACACUGGACUGACCGUGAUGCCAGCGUCAUAUGCAGACAGCUUGGACUGGGUGAGAUCGGUACAGCCCUGCAACAUUCCUACUUUGGCCCAGGUACUGUUUUCCACUAUGAACGUCUGGGUUGCCGUGGUAAUGAGAAUUCCCUACUGGAAUGCCGGAGCAGGAAGUUUGUCACCAGUGACUGUUACCAUGGCAACGAAGCAGGAGUGGUUUGUGCUGAACCUGAGGGCGUUGGCAUUCCUUUGAGGCUCGUGGGAGGCCUGGAGGACUUUGAGGGCCGUGUUGAGGUAUACCACAACGGCAGGUGGGGAACCAUUUGCGAUGACCAGUGGGAUGACACUGAUGCUGAGGUGGUGUGCCGACAGUUGAGCCUGGGGGGCGUGGCCCAGGCGUGGACAUGGGCUCACUUCGGGAAGGGUGCUGGUCCCAUUUGGUUGGAUGGGGUUCAGUGUACAGGCAAUGAACUCUCUCUAGAGGAGUGUCCUCAUAACAUCUGGGAGCAGCACAACUGUGACCACAUGGAAGACGCAGGCGUAUCCUGCAACCCAUACACAGAUGGUGCAGUUCGUCUGGUGGGAGCAGACAAUCACUGGGAGGGUCGUGUGGAAAUUUAUCACCAGGGAGAAUGGGGCACUGUGUGUGAUGACAACUGGACCAAGCUCAACGCCCAGGUGGUGUGUAGACAGCUGGGCUUCAGUGGCCGAGCAGAGGUGGCUCCUGAUAGGGUGUAUGAAGAAGGUCAUGGGCUGAUCCUGCUGGAUGAGGUCCAGUGUCUGGGAACAGAAACUACUCUUCAGGCCUGCACCCACUCUGAGUGGGGCCAGCAUGACUGCUCCCACAGUGAGGAUGUUGGUGUCCGCUGUGAGAGGGGACGUGACGCUAAUGAGAUACCAGCUCUGUUGCCUCCUGUUGGCCCUCUGGUGCGUUUGGUUGCUGGAGAAAGCAGGAAGGAGGGUAGAGUGGAGGUCUUUAUAAACGGCCAAUGGGGAAGUGUGUGUGAUGAUGGCUGGAAUGAUGUCAAUGCAGCUGUAGUUUGCAGGCAGCUGGGAUUCACCGGUGUGGCUAAAGCUCGAUCCAUGGCAUACUUUGGUGAAGGUCGAGGCCCCAUCCAUCUAGACAACGUUCGUUGCUCAGGCACCGAGAUGUCCUUAGGCCAGUGUCAGGCUGUGGGUCAAGAUGGCCAUGACUGUCGCCACAGUGAGGAUGCGGGCGUCAUAUGUGAUUACACCCUAGAUCCUGUUGGGGAUAGCACCAUAGCAAUGCAGACCUGUGGCCUGAGGCUCAAUAACCAGCGCCGUCGACGCAGGAUCAUAGGGGGAGAUAAGUCACUGAGGGGUGAAUGGCCCUGGCAGGUGUCUCUGUGGCUCAGGUCUCAGUCUAAAGGGAAUCAUCCUCUGUGUGGAGCAUCACUCAUCAACCCCUGCUGGGUUGUAACUGCUGCCCACUGCUUCAAGAGAUUUGGCAGAGACCCUGCCCGUUAUGUAUUGCGCUUGGGUGACUACCACACUGAGGAGCAGGAUGACUUUGAACGCACCUUGUCUCCUCAACGCAUAGUUAUCCACAGAAAGUACCACAGUCAGGGCUGGGAGUACGACAUCGCCCUGCUGUGGCUCAAAGGCACAGAGGGAAACUGUGUGGCUUUUAACCCUCACACCAGUCCGGUGUGUCUGCCAGAGCCGGGUAACAAGUGGGAGAAGAGACCUGCUGCCUGUGUGAUCACUGGCUGGGGCAUCACAGAUUCAGAGUACUCCCGGACUCUGCUCCAGGCCUGGGUCCCCCUGCUUCCAGCCUGGAAGUGUAAGAAGAGAUACAGUGAUCGUUUCACAAGCCGCAUGCUGUGUGCUGGGAGCCUGUCGGAGCGCCACCGUGUGGAUAGUUGCCAGGGUGACAGCGGGGGUCCACUGGUUUGCCAAGGAGAUGGUGGACGUUGGGUGCUGACAGGAAUCAUCUCCUGGGGUCACGGUUGUGGAAACCCCUCAUUCCCUGGGGUGUACACACGUGUUAGCAGGUUCCUGAGAUGGAUUGACAAGGUCAUCAACAAACCUUACAAGAACUGAAUAACACUGACUAACGUCCAGUGUUAGUAAGUGGCCUCAGGGCUUGAGGUGUGUAUUGGUAAGAAGUAAGCCUGCUGGCUGUUGCUUCUGUGUUGUGCCAUGUACACAGCUCUGACAUUGAGCUCAUUGAGAUCAUUUGUUUCUUUUCCCACAUCACUUCAAAAAGCACAUGCUAAACAUACUACAUGUAUAUUGUUCUCACAGCGUGAACUAAUAGCAAAUGUCCAUGCAGUAGGACACCUGUGUUGUGGCAUACCUUGAGGAUACAUAAUCAGAGCCAGUGAUGAGUGCACAGUAAAAGGUGGUAAGAGGUUGCUUACAUUAUGAUGUAUUGUAGAUGUGACAUUCGUCCAAACUGCAAUAUGUACCUGUUUCUUGCACGUCUUCAUCUAACCAGUUCAAUGGCUGCUUCUUCUUUCAUUCCACGUUCACAAAAGGAUAUCUAAAACUGAUCUGCCAAAAUAAAAGGAGUUAGCAGUGCUGCAGAUUGGGAAUAGUACCCUUCCAAACACGCUAGAACAGAGAAAGACAUACUGACAGACCUGUGGCAAUCCAGGAAGAAAACUGGUGGACCCAUGAAGACCUGUGCUGGGUACACACGGCAUAGCUGUACACUAAACCAAUCAUGUGAAAGUUUGAAUGACGUUGCACUAAACUGCAUGCCUUACAAUCACACUGGGCUUGCUUGUAAAUGAGAAUUUCAUGCAGCCCAGAGCCAGUGACUGUGUACUGUGGAAAACACAAAUACCUUUGAAGAAUGAUGCGUCUUAUAAUAGUGAAUUUGUACAUACAGACAUUUUGUUUGUUUUAUUAACAUUCCAAGUGUACAUCUCUGAACCAAACACACAAGGUUAAACCACUAUUCAUCAUUAUUUUAACCAUUAAGGUCAUCGUCGUUGCCAAAUGUAACAAAUACACUACACACUAACAUUUACUGACAGCUAUAAAUCCAGUGUAAAUCCAUUGAUAUAACAUAUGGCUUUCAGAGGCUUAUAACAAGACUGAAUUACUGAGCUGCCUGUAAAAGCUUCAGGUUCACUGUUUGGUAAUUUGAUUAGGUGUAACUGUGUUUGGAGAUGUGGGAACAUGUAUGGAUGUUAAUGUCUUUGAGGUCUGAACUUGAAUUAGAAAGGGGGAUAGUGUCAAAAUAUUUAUUUUCUAACCUUUAUCAUUUCAGUUCAUAUUGUGCUUACAUGGUGGAUAAUCCAAAAUUUAUUUAUAUUUAUUUUUUGGAUUUUUGGAUUCAGUUUUUAUUGUUUUGUUUUUAUUUAUUUGAAAAAAAAAAAAAAAGAAACAUCAGUGUUGACUUUGUUAAGCUGUAUUUAUUAGUAGUACUGUUGAUUUUAACAUAGUCACAUUCCACUAUGAGACCGGAGAGAUGCUGUAAGUAAACGUGCUGCUGGGACAUUUAUGAUAAUGUAUCUAAACCACAGGACAUCAGUAAUUACCACAAGACACUUAACAGAGACUAGCAGGCUAGCCUUUUGUUCACUGUGCAGAUAGGAUAAAAUAAAUGUCUCAAAACAAAUGAUUACAUUUUCCACAAUUCGUCAGUACUUUAUGAUUCAUGCACCACAUCUCUCAUCUCUUUUUAACAAGAAUAGUUCUCACAGCUUAAUUUAUUCUGUGAGUGUACGUCGUUCCUUGUCUUAAUGACACUCGGCACUUGCUGCGAAUGUUUAAAAAGCCCCACAGAGAAGGGAUGCCGGCCUAAACUCCUCGAAGGCUUUUAAUGUGUAACAGAUUGAGGACAUAUUAAGAUUGUGUCAACAGCAGACAGAGAAUUAUCACAGCAGAAUGCAUUUUUACAUAUUUAUUAAUCUUUGCCUUAUUAUAAGACACAACAUGAAGAAAGGCUACACACUGCGAAUCCAUAAUCAAAAACAUCUGAAUUAAAAUAAAUAAGAAAAUUAUAUUUCAUUAAUUAACCUCACAUAGGCUCAUACAAAACAAGUUUACAUUGAGUUUGAUUCAUUUUAACAUAAGAAUUAUUAUAUAUGUUUUAUUAAUAGCAUCUGCCUAACUCUUCUUCACUUGUUAUUGGAUCUUGUACACUUGUGAAAAAACUGUCAUAGUUGGAGUUUUCAGUUAAACCCGUGCGAAGUGCUGGUGAAUCCCAGAGAUGUGCCUCAGAACUACAACAGCUUGUUGUAUUUUGAAUUGUCACUGUGCAGUAAAAGCGUGAGAAAAGA